Triticum aestivum (bread wheat) is the source of this 924-nucleotide messenger RNA. RefSeq names its product methyl-CpG-binding domain-containing protein 1-like. The coding region runs from base 1 to 924 and encodes 307 amino acids. The record is from RefSeq and is a predicted model, not a curated record. The transcript is spliced from 5 exons. Gene Ontology annotation, molecular function: zinc ion binding; DNA binding. Lineage: Eukaryota; Viridiplantae; Streptophyta; Magnoliopsida; Poales; Poaceae.
AUGGCCGCCCUCGCCGUCGGGAUGGCUCGCUGCAGCGGCAUCCUCCUCAUCCUAAUUCUCUCCGUCGGGAUGGCCUCAGAGUCCGCGCUGGUGGGCGACAGGGAACUAAAAACUACGGGAUCCAGGCCGGCUAAUCCUGUGCCCAACCCUGAUGAGAGUUCAUUAUCUCAUAUCAAGAGUCAAGAUAUGUUAGCUGACAAGGUUGUGGACCAAUGGGAUGACAGUGACACUGAAAACUCCUCUGGAAGUGCAUCAUAUCAAGUUGUUCCUUACAAGAAUGUCCAGGGAGAAAACAACUUACCUGUGUUGUCUAAAAAAAGAAAAUUCAUUAUCAGUACAUAUUCUGUGCAAUGUAGUACUUGCAAAAAAUGGAGAGUUGUACCAUCCAAACUGAAAUAUGAGCAAAUCCGAGAGAAUAUUAUACAAGUUCCUUUUUCUUGCAAAUAUGUCCAUGGGUGGAAGCCACAAGUUACAUGCCAUGAUCCAACUGAUAUAUCUGAGGAUAAUGGCAUGGCAUGGGCAAUUGAUAUCCCAUGCAUCCCUCAGACCCCUCUUGGGUGGGAAAGGAAUAUUACUCUAAGGAAUGAACAGAGCACGAGAUUCGCUGAUGUGUACUAUAUCUCUCCCGCAGGCAUAAAAAUAAGAUCCAAGAAAGAGGUUGAAAGGUAUCUUGAAGACAACCCAGACUAUGCUGCUGAUUUACAUUUAUCUCAGUUUUCGUUCAAGGUACCUAAACCUCCAAAUUGCCCUCGUCAUUCAGAGCUUAUUGAACCAACUGAAGUGCCACCUCCGGUUCACGAGGAUCCCGUGCACAACUACAUGUCGGUCCCUCAUGGAGAAGCCAAUCUUGUAACUCACAUAGCAGUGACACUAGCUCUACAAGUACCAGUGAUUCUCUCCAAAAAGAGAAAACUAAACCAGUGA